UUUCCCCUUGCAGCAGCUUCGCUUCUCUAAACAGCAGAAAGCAUGUUUGUGCUCGACAGCUGGGCUCUUUUUCUUUAAAGCUCAACAGUAUUCGCUUGCAGUGCCACACAAUGUUUCCAAAUACUUCUCUGCCCACCAACACACUCAAGUCUUCUAAGGAUGACCAGGCGGUGGACAUUGAUGCCAUCAUGGACAAUGUCAGCAUCAUCCUGUACACACUGACUGUCGUACUCGGCAUCACAGGGAACUCUGUGGUGAUCUGGGUGGCUGGAUUCAAACUUAAGCCAAAGGUCACCAACGUGUGGCUGGUGAACCUGGCGAUAGCAGACCUGAUCUUCUGCUUCACACGAGUUUUCUCUCUCACUAAGAAGCUCUUCUUUGACCACUGGCCUUUUGGUCUCUUCGUCUGCAAGUUCAACGGCUUCUUCAAAUACGCCAACAUGUUCUGCUCUGUCUUCCUGCUGGCUGUGAUCAGUCUGGAUCGAGUGCUCUGCAUCUGGCAGCCCGUCUUCACAAAGCGUCGACGCACCAUGUGGGUAGCGAGGAUGGUGGCGGUCUGCGUCUGGAUCGCAGCGAUCCUCUUAAGCAUUCCCUACUUCAUCCAUCGCCAAGUCUACCUGGGCAAGAAUAACCUGAGUAAGUGCUCUGUGGAUCCGAAGGAGAAGGCAGAAGGGUACAACAGCACCAAAGCUGCUCUCUACUCCAUCCGCUUCCUGUGCGGCUUCAUAUUUCCCUUCAUGGUGAUUCUGGUCUGUUACAUCUUGGCCGCUGUAGGAAUCAGACGCACCCGCCUGUCAGGGAAAUCCCGCCCCCUGCGUAUACUAGCCUGUUUGGUGAUUGCAUUUUUCCUGUGCUGGGCACCUUACCACUGCCUCUUACUGGUGAAGAUGGUGGACAAUAAAAAUGCAGUGGUGAAAAUCUGGUACCCUUUAGCAAAGGGUGUUGCCUACUUUAACAGCUGUGUGAACCCAUUGUUGUACUUCUGCAUGGGGCUAGAUGUGAGGGGGCGAUUCAGGCAGAGUCUGAUGGGUGUUUACAAAAGAGCUCUGGCAGACGAUGUCGAUGGACAGACAACUCACUCCAACGAUCGCUCUUUGGAUGAAACCUCGGUGUCAAAGCACAGCACUCUCAUAGCGGCGGGAUCAGGUCUGACAGCAACGGGUGAGGCUAAAGUUUAAGUUUUGAAGCUUGCAGAACAUGUUUCAAACCUAUCACAAUAUCAUCAUUAUAUGAUACGUACACUGGUAAUGAAAUAAAUAGAAAGUCUUCACCUAUGAUUGGAUUGAUCCACAGUGGCUCAAGUGUUCGUGUCCACCUUAACCUGGAUUAGCUGGGUUGAUGAUAAGGACAAAAUGAGUAUAUUAGAUAAAUCAUCAAACUGACACCCCUCCAUGAUAUCAAAGUACUACACGAGUAGUAGUACUAUCCACACCAACCUAGGGACUAAAGAACCAGAAUUAAACAGGUAAGUUUAUGUGGAUAAAAUAAUUCAAGAAAACAAAGAAAAAAAUAUGUUUAGAUUAGACAAGAGGGCAGCAUACUAAUAAUCGGCUAAUGCUAACAAGCUCAAGCUUGUUAGCAUUAGCAUUAGCAUUAGCUAGGGUCACACACUGACACAGAAGUCUGUCAGACAAUGCUCAAUGACAUACAGACGUCUUGGACAGCCUGCUUGUACAGUUACUGCGCAGUUUUAUUUUUCAUGUUUGUUUUGUUUUUAAAUGACAACAAAGAGAAAAUAGUCUGCUGUUGUUUACUGAUAUGGAAUUUUUAUGUUAAUAACUGCAACUUUUUUGUAACUAAAGCAAUAAUUAGCAUCCAACCACCAAAAAAAAGGUUAUUUAUUUAUUUUAUCCAUUGAUUAAUAUCAGUAAAGUGUGAAAGUAAGAUGUGAAGGAUAGCGAUCUAAAUUAUGCCAAGUAGUAGAAAGCAGUCUAAUGCAGUCCACUCCUCUUUUGGUCUUUAGGUUUUUCUACAAGCAUAUAAGCAUAAUAGUUCAUCUGUACCUAAACGGUUUUGAGCAGGACUUAUUUGACUCCAGAUGAAAAGUGUACUUAAAAAAAUAAAGAUGGUCACUUUGUACUUGAUUUCUGCAUAGUGGGCAAAAAAUAUUUAAACAACUAAUGUUGUAAUUCAAGUACUGGGACACUCUUUCUUUCACAUUUUCCUUCUCAAACCGGAUUUUAUUUCCUGGUGGUGCAUUUGAAAAAUUCCACAAUGUGAGCAAGUCAUUUUUGAAAAUAUUUAUUUUUAAGAAAAAGCUAUUGUGUUGUAGAUAUAUUGCAAAGCUGUUUUACAUUUUAUGUUGUUCAAAGUGGUUAGCACUGUGGUCUCACUCACAGGCCAGUGUGGAGUUUGCUUGUUUUUCCUGUGUUUGUGUGGGUUCUCUGGGUACUCUCGGUUCCUCCCGCAGUCCGCAGACAUGCAGAUAGUGGUGUUAGGUUAACCGGUGUCUCUAUAUUGCCCAUAGAUGUGAGUGUGUCAGUAGAGCCCUGGAUGUCACAUUUUUGAGUUGUGUUUUUGGACAUGUAAUUGAAGUCACAGAAGAAAAGUGGAACUGUGAUGAAGCGGAGGGAAGUGAGACUAUUGAAAGAAAAGCCAGUAAUAGCUUUAGACUCUGUCUUGUGUAUAGAGGUCAUUCUGAAGGUUAGAUGAAUGGAAACUGUGCAGUGUACCAAGCUGCAUCGUGUUGUUUUUGUUUUUGUUUUUUACCAUGAGAAAUGCGUCAAAAGUAUUUCAUCCAUCCUGUGUGUAUCUUACUUAAGAGGGAGAGUGGGCUGAGACUUUUAUGGCAGUCAAAUAUUAUGAACAUGGAAUCUGGUUAAUAUCAAUCCAUGGCAACCAGCUUAUAAAACACAGCACCAGAGUAUUUACUCAGCUGCUUGCACAUCACUACCUCUGUUUACAAUAAAACUGUUUAUCUGAAACCUGCUGUUCCUUUUGUUAUUAACAUUUCUGCCAUAAAAAUAUCAUUAAAGCUAAACAUCAGAGUAGCCGCAAUGAUGUGCAUGAGGGAUUAUAUUGAUAAAGGUUAAUUUUGAAGUGUCAUUGUGUGAAGGUCUGCAAUAUGUCUGUGCUUUAAGAAACACGGUGUUCAUUAAAAACUGAAAAAAUAAAA
Neolamprologus brichardi is the source of this 3115-nucleotide messenger RNA. Its product is annotated as N-formyl peptide receptor 1-like. NCBI's taxonomy places the organism in Eukaryota, Metazoa, Chordata, Actinopteri, Cichliformes, Cichlidae. Gene Ontology annotation, biological process: positive regulation of cytosolic calcium ion concentration; inflammatory response; complement receptor mediated signaling pathway. The record is from RefSeq and is a predicted model, not a curated record. Gene Ontology annotation, molecular function: complement receptor activity; G protein-coupled receptor activity. Gene Ontology annotation, cellular component: plasma membrane.